Helianthus annuus (common sunflower) is the source of this 2473-nucleotide messenger RNA. Its product is annotated as boron transporter 4. Gene Ontology annotation, cellular component: plasma membrane. Bases 96 to 2111 code for a protein of 671 amino acids. NCBI's taxonomy places the organism in Eukaryota, Viridiplantae, Streptophyta, Magnoliopsida, Asterales, Asteraceae. The record is from RefSeq and is a predicted model, not a curated record. Gene Ontology annotation, molecular function: solute:inorganic anion antiporter activity. Gene Ontology annotation, biological process: monoatomic ion homeostasis; transmembrane transport; monoatomic anion transport. The transcript is spliced from 14 exons.
GAAGCGGGUAAUUUAAAGAAACCCUUUACUUUCUAAAUCAGACUUUAUUUUAUAUUCAUUCAUCUUUCAUCAGUUAUCAACCUGCUUCAUCAGUAAUGGAGCAUAUGAAGUCUCCAUUCAGAGGAAUUGCACAUGAUGUUAGAGGAAGAAUAUUGUGCUAUAAACGCGAUUGGAUUGCCGGUAUCACCUCCGGAUUUGGGAUAUUGGCACCGACUACAUACAUCUUUUUCGCUUCCGCACUCCCUGUGAUUGCAUUUGGGGAGCAACUUAGCAGAGAUACAGAUGGAAGCUUGAGCACUGUUGAAACAUUAGCUUCUACUGCAAUAUGUGGUCUUAUACACUCCAUACUUGGUGGACAACCUCUUCUCAUAUUGGGAGUUGCGGAACCAACUGUUAUUAUGUACAUUUACUUGUAUAACUUCGCUAAAGGGAAGCAAGAUUUGGGCCAAGAGUUGUUCUUGGCUUGGGCUGGAUGGGUAUGCAUGUGGACAGCCUUGUUGUUGUUUCUUCUAGCAAUCUUCAAUGCUUGUGUUAUCAUCAAUAGAUUUACAAGAAUUGCAGGGGAGACUUUCGGGAUGUUAAUUGCUGUUCUUUUUAUACAAGAAGCUAUCAAGGGGCUUGUGAGCGAGUUCAAAGUUCCUAAAAACGAGGACCCAAAUGAAGUGAAGUAUCAAUUUGAAUGGAUUUACGCGAAUGGUCUGUUAGCGAUUGUAUUCUCGUUUGGCCUUUUAUACACCGCAUUAAAAAGCAGGAAAGCGAGAUCAUGGUGGUGUGGAACAGGGCGACUCAGAAGUUUCAUAGCAGACUAUGGGGUUCCGUUGAUGGUUGUCGUGUGGACGGCACUCUCGUUUGGUGUACCAAGCAAAAUCCCUUCUGGAGUUCCUAGAAGGCUCUUUAGUCCACUUUUAUGGGAAUCUGAAUCUACAUACCAUUGGACUGUAAUCAAGGAUAUGGGUAGGGUUCCUCCUGCUUACAUAAUGGCAGCCAUCAUCCCGGCACUUAUGAUAUCCGGGCUCUAUUUCUUUGAUCAUAGUGUCGCGUCACAAUUGGCUCAGCAAAAAGAGUUCAAUCUCAAGAAUCCUUCGGCCUAUCAUUAUGACAUUCUUUUGCUUGGAUUCAUGACGUUGCUCUGCGGUUUAUUAGGACUACCGCCUUCAAAUGGUGUCUUGCCUCAGGCACCCAUGCACACUAAAAGCCUUGCUGUUCUUAAAAAACAGUUUAUUAGAAAGAAACUGGUAGAGAGUGCCAAGGAAAGUAUAAAGUUGAAAGCUAGCAAUACCGAGAUCUACAACAAGAUGCAAACCGUGUUCAUAGAAAUUGACAGCUCACCAAUUACAACUUCAGUAGUUAAAGAACUAAAAGACUUGCAGGAAGCAGUCAUGAAAGUAGAAGACGGAAAAGAAAACACAAAUGGUAAGUUUGAUCCGGAAGAACACAUUGAUGCCAAUUUACCCGUGAGAGUUAACGAGCAACGUGUUAGCAAUUUACUGCAGUCAAUUCUUUUAGCGGCAUCUCUUUGCGCUAUGCCCGUUAUAAAGUUAAUACCAACCUCGGUUUUAUGGGGAUAUUUUGCCUACAUGGCAAUUGACAGCCUCCCCGGAAACCAAUUUUGGGAAAGGAUCAUGCUUCUUUUUGUUCCCUUUGGAAGAAGAUAUAAGGUUCUGGAGAAGGUUCAUGCAUCUUUUAUCGAGUCGGUUCCAUUUAGAGGCAUGGUUAUAUUCACAGUAUUUCAAGUUGUCUAUUUCCUGGUGUGUUACGGUAUGACGUGGAUUCCGGUGGCUGGAAUUCUAUUCCCUGUGCCGUUUUUUCUUCUCAUUAGCAUACGACAACAUAUUCUACCAAAAUUUUUCCAAUUGCACCAUUUGAGAGAACUUGAUGCAGCCGAGUAUGAAGAAAUCGCGGGCAGUCCAGCACGUGCUCCCAGCUUCAGUCUCAGGGAAAUGGAUAGCACUCUUGGUGGGAGCAAUGAAGGUGACGUGUCAAUUUGUGAUGCCGAAAUACUAGAUGAACUGACCACAAGUAGAGGGGAGCUCAAGGUUCGAAAUCUUAGCUUCAGAGAAGAUCGACGCACUCAGCAAAUUUACCAUGAUGACUAUAUCCAGCCUGAGUGAAAGACACGACUCAAGAGUUGUUCCGAAGGGCCAAUGAAACAUUACGAAUAAAGACCUGAAGCAUGCUCAAGGAUAACUGAGCAAAAUGCUAGGGAUGUGGAUUGCGCAAUGUGAAAUAUAUUGAAUCACUACAUGUAGAAUAACUAAGAAAUCAUAUGGUCUUUGAUAAAGAGUGUUCAAUAAUUGAGUAAAUAUUUGUUUUUUUUUUAUUGUCAUCAACAUCUAUGUUGUGACGAAGCUAUGUAAUAGGCGAGUAAGUUAUGUGUAUGUACUUCAUAUUUGUUUGUCUCAGGUACUUCUUCCUAAAGUACAAACUGUUAGAAAGUUAUGCUAUCUGAAUUGGAGUUGGAGUGUUGUUUUCA